AUGGACAUGCUUGAAGACGUUGAGAGGCGAAACCCGUGGUCUACAGCGCAGGAACUACUGGAGAUGGUAGACAACGGGGACCUGAAGCUACCAUACGAGACCGUGUCAAACUUCCGACGACUAAUCAAGCUGCAUGAACGUAGUAUCGACCAUGAGAGAAUUCUUGAGAUGACAAACCAGGGACUGCAGCUUGAAAGGUGCGGAAGAUCAUGCUUUGACUUCAUGGUUCGCAUGAUCGUGACUUUGAAAUCUAAUUCGGCACUUUGCAGGGACAUAUUUCUUGCGAAAAUGAGGGAAAUCGAUGGAAUAUGUGCAAUGGGGCUUCACUCUGACAUCGAAACAGUGGGUCUUGAGUCUCAUGUGCUUAUGAAUGCUCAGGAGGUGCUACAUAGUGAGAACAGUACAUUUGUUGUCAAGCAAGGCUUCGUGUAG
Guillardia theta CCMP2712 is the source of this 432-nucleotide messenger RNA. RefSeq lists its product as hypothetical. Bases 1 to 432 code for a protein of 143 amino acids. The record is from RefSeq and is a predicted model, not a curated record. The transcript has a single exon. Lineage: Eukaryota; Cryptophyceae; Pyrenomonadales; Geminigeraceae.